Tupaia belangeri chinensis (Chinese tree shrew) is the source of this 5846-nucleotide messenger RNA. It is a transcript of the gene C1GALT1, whose product is annotated as core 1 synthase, glycoprotein-N-acetylgalactosamine 3-beta-galactosyltransferase 1. Bases 247 to 1443 code for a protein of 398 amino acids. The record is from RefSeq and is a predicted model, not a curated record. The transcript is spliced from 4 exons. Lineage: Eukaryota; Metazoa; Chordata; Mammalia; Scandentia; Tupaiidae. Gene Ontology annotation, cellular component: membrane. Gene Ontology annotation, molecular function: N-acetylgalactosaminide beta-1,3-galactosyltransferase activity.
UCUGGGAUCUUGGGCACACACACUCAGCAUGAAUUUCCAGCCGCUGGAUCUGAGAUUGAAGUGGCAGUGAGCCAUGUGGGAGUCCUGCAUCUUAACCACCAUGCCACUUGCUGGCCCUAUAAUCUCAUUUAAAAAUGACUUUGUGUGUUAACUUUAUUUUAUGAAAGGGGGAGAGUCAUGUACCUGUAGUAAGAUCUACACAGCCCCUCCCUCAGCUGGCCCAGAUUAUGGGCAUGCAGGGACGUCAUGACAUCUCAGGGAGGUCUCGCAUGCAAACCCAAGACCUUUCCCUUGUGGGUCCACUUGCAUUCCUGCUGCGUGACUGCCUGGCCUGAAAUACAUUUUCGGGAGAUGGCAUCUAAAUCCUGGCUGAAUUUUUUAACCUUUUUGUGUGGAUCGGCAAUAGGAUUUUUUUUAUGUUCUCAGCUAUUCAGUAUUUUGUUGGGAGAACAGAGUGACACUCAGCCUAGUAUUCUUCAUAAUGAUCCUCAUGCUAGGCAUUCAGAUGAUAAUGAACAGAAUCAUCUUGAAGGACAGAUGAACUUCAAUGCAGAUUCUAAUCAACAUAAAGAUGAGAACACAGACAUCGCUGAAAACAUCUACCAGAAAGUAAGAAUUCUUUGCUGGGUUAUGACUGGUCCCCAAAAUCUGGAGAAAAAGGCCAAACAUGUCAAAGCUACUUGGGCCCAGCGUUGUAAUAAAGUAUUGUUCAUGAGUUCGGAAGAAAAUAAAGACUUCCCUGCUGUGGGAUUAAAAACCAAAGAAGGCAGAGAUCAGCUAUAUUGGAAAACAAUUAGAGCUUUUAAGUACGUUCAUGACAAUUAUUUAGAAGAUGCUGACUGGUUUAUGAAAGCCGAUGAUGAUACGUAUGUCGUACUAGACAAUUUGAGAUGGCUUCUUUCAAAAUAUAACCCCGAAGAUCCCAUUUACUUUGGGAGAAGAUUUAAGCCCUAUGUAAAGCAGGGCUACAUGAGUGGAGGAGCAGGAUAUGUACUAAGCAAAGAAGCCUUGAAGAGAUUCGUUGAUGCAUUUAAAACAGAAAAAUGUACACAUACUUCCUCCAUUGAAGACUUAGCAUUGGGACGGUGCAUGGAAAUUGUAAAAGUAGAAGCAGGAGAUUCUAGAGAUGCCACUGGAAAAGAAACUUUUCAUCCAUUUGUACCAGAACAUCACUUAGUCAAAGGUUAUUUACCCAAAACCUUUUGGUACUGGAAUUAUAACUAUUAUCCUCCUGUAGAGGGUCCUGGAUGCUGUUCUGAUUUUGCAGUUUCUUUUCACUAUGUUGAUUCUACAACUAUGUACGAGUUAGAAUACCUCAUUUAUCAUCUUCGUCCAUAUGGUUACCUAUACAGAUAUCAACCUGCCUUACCUGAAAAUAUAUUAAAGCAUAUAGGGCAAGCAAGCAAAAAUGAAGAUCCAAAAGUAAAAUUAGGAAACCCUUGAAAGAAAAACAUGAAUGAACAGAGGUAAAAUAUCUAGCACUGCACUGAAGAAGGACUUUUGUAUCUCUGGCAUAGAACACUGGAAUCCCAGUGAAGAAUUCUAGGUGAACGUUCCAUAUAGAAAUCUUUCAUACGAAUGACUGUAAACUGAAGCUUUAAAUGAGCUGUGAAAUCUGUUAAAAUGUGUUUUGAUAUAGUUUUAUAUAUGUAAAUAUAUAUAAAGAACUUUUAUUAUAUAUAGGUUAUUUAUAAAAAACUGUUACUAUAUAGAAAAGUUCUUUAUAUAUAUGUAUAUAUAUAAAGAACUUGUGUUUUUAAAAUGGUAGCCAUUUAGAGGAACUAGAAAAGAAAUUUUAUUGCUUGUUCCUGACUCUCUAUUACUGUUACUGAGAACUACAGCAGGUUAAAUUUGCUAAAACUGCACUGUACCAUGUUAGUAACAAACACAAUGCUAAACAGAUCUGCCUUAAGGAAAAUUUUAGAAGGAAAUAUUAUUGCUCAGUGUUGAUUAUAAGCUCAAGAUAUGAGUUUUUAUUUACAGUGUGGUAUAAAUGAACCAAACCCCUCACACACAUACAGAUUUUGUCUAAUGAAAAUUUUGCUGUGAUUAUUUAUCAUUGGCAGUAUUUCUUCCAGAAGAAGGUAGAAUAAGAAUGGCACUUAUCCUAGAGUGCAUCAUUAAUAAAACUAUACUUUGAAAUUAUCACGGACCUUGACUAUAAUAUAUACUUGAGUCUAACUAAAAAUAUUUUACUCAGUUCCUGUUGUCUCUCUUCUAAAUAUGUUUACAAUUUAUUCAAUUCCAUUCUCUACUCUUAAGUAUUUGUUUACUCAAAGCAUCAAUGGCAUCCUGUAAACAUGCAUUUUAAAUACUUUGUUCCCAAAUUUACCCAUUGUCAAUUAUGGGCAACUACUAGUAGUAAAAGUAAUGUUAUUUGGGAAUGCGUUUCUUAUUUCAUUGCCACUCUCAGGAAUUACCAAAUGACAUGUUAAUUGACUAUUUAAAAUUCUUUCCAACUAUAUAAUUAUAUUCCUUCCAUUCUCUUCCUAUUGAGAGAUAAGAAAUUAUGUGUGCCUUUUAUAAUAUGUAUAAAGCAAUUUUAAAAUUUAAAGCAGAGUUUUAAAAAAAAUCAUUUUUAGGCUCUGAGGUGGCUAUUAAUUACACUGGCAGAAUAAUUUGUAUGCAAGAUUUUGACCAGAGUUAAAAACAUUGGAAAAUGCAAAGUGUUGAAGUAAACUGAAAUGUCUCAUAUUGGGAAAGUCAUGACAUGUUUUUUAAUGCAGAAACACGUCAUGAAUUUCCCAGCAGCCUAAUAUUAAAAGACCAAAUACUUAACUUUACCAAUAACAUCCUGAAGUUUACUGUCUUGAGAUAAUUGUUACAGAUGAUUCUAACAAAGCAAAAUAUCUAUUCAAGACUGUCAUCAAAAAACGCAUUCACAAAUGUUUUAUUCUAACUUUAAUGACAGAGUCUGUUUAAAGGGUUUCUGGGAGGAAAGAAAAUUUUUAAUUUUCAUUGUCUUUAGCAAUACUAUUGAGUGUAUCAUAACAAUAUUUUACAGACUUCCUAGAAGAUUAUUUUUAAUGUUAGAAAUGAUUUAAAUUUCUCUUGUGUUUAUUAUGCUAAUUUUACAUGGCUGUCAUGCCAUUAACUCUGCUGCUUAGCUAAAUAAUUUGUAUUUAUUGUGCCAAACAUUGUCAAAACCAUGACCUCUUUGGAUAGUAUAUUUGAGAGGAUCUUCAUUUCAGUGACUAAUUAUGGAUUACUCUGUCCACAUAGUGAAAAUAUGCACCGAUUUUUGCCUAUUAAAUUGUUUUCUUUUGUUGUUAUUAUGGUGGUAUUAUCUGCCAGAAUUUCAUAGCAUUCAUCCGACUCUUUCAACAACUUUUCACCAUAUUGUGGACAUGAAUUUACAGCUGUGGUCCACAUAUGCCACUUUUCUUUACUAGAAGUAUAAAUGGUAUAUUAUGAAUAUCCAAACAUCUUAAAAUUCACUUAUUCAUAGGAAAUUAAUUUUGUAAUGGAUCCUGGGCUCUGGAUUUGAACUGCCUGGGUUUAAGUUUUUGCUCUACCACUUUCUAUUUUUGUAACCUUGAGCAAUUUACUUACUCUCACUGUGCCUCAAUUUCCUCAUCUGUAAAUUAUGAAUAAUAAUGCUACCUACCUCACAGAAUUUUUACAAGAACUAAAUAAGUGAAUAUAUGUAAGGCUCUUAGAAUACUUCUUGCCUAGAACAAGGGGCAGUAAUUAUAAGAUUUUAUUAUUAUUAUAUUACCUUGGAAUAGAAGUACUACAUUUAAUUGAAUGAAAAAUCUGCUUUGACAAAAUUAGAUAGUGAAGGAAGUAUUUUGUAUGUUUCUUAUAAUAAUAAGUAGUAUAACUAGUAUUUAUCUAGUACCUACUGUAAGCCAGGUACUUUGCUAGGUAUUCUGUGUAUACUAAUGUUAAUCCUCACAGAUUGGGUGUUAUUCCCGUAUUACAGAUGAGAAAACUAAGGCUCAGAGAAAGUAAUUUUUUCACUGUCACAGAACUAGUAAGUAACAGAGCUAGGAUUUGUACUCAAAACCUGUGUGCUCAUUUGUACCAUGUAAGACUUGCGUUGGUCAUUUAGCAUUAUUCUGUUUUCACCUGUAUAACGUGACGUCUGACACACUGGCUAGUUAAUGUCAGAUUAACUAGCCAAAUUGUCAUAGCGCUUCUUAAACUGUGGUUCUCAAACUCUUGUCUAGGAGCAUUUAAAAUGAAGAUUUGAAGACUCCAAUUCUACAAAUUCUGAUUUUAGGAUGGGGCCCAGGAGAAUACGUUAUUAGGGCAGUGGUUGUAAAGCUUGGUCCCAGCAAGCAUCUACGUCCCCUGGGAACUGGUUGGAAUUGCACCCUCUUUUGGCCCUACCUCGUACCUGACUUAGAAACUCUUAAGGGUGGGAGCCAACAUUUGUGUUUUAAACUGGCCCUAUAGAUGCUUCUUACUCAUCCUAGUUUAAGACCUAAAUGGAUUCUGGUGCAGUCUUUGGAACACACUGCGAAUUAUACUACCCCUUGAGCAUUUUAAAUCACUGUAGUCCAGGAUCACAUCAUCCACUAGGAUCAGUGGAUUAUUCAUUUUAGCAAUAUUCUUUAGCUUCCCCAGAGUGACUAAUAUCAAUUCUCCAAGUUGAGUUAUUUCACAUUGAGGCAGGAAAGGUACAUUAAAUUCUAAUAAGUGCAUACUGAUUCAUUAAAAGCAUAUAUAAAAGAGUGUCAUCAAAAAUUUCCACAAUUCUUAAUUUUAAAAAAGUGACAAAAUGUUUUAUACUAUGGAAAGCAUUUUUCUCCUGAUGUGUGCUAUCAAAAUUUUAUCACUUGCAAGAAUCAUUUGCUGUCCUCCAUGACCUAAUAAAACAAAAGAACUUUACAAACAUUUGAUAGAGCACACAAAACCAGAUUUCAUGAUAGUGAUUCAUUAUCUUUUAGAUUAAGAUAUUUGUCACUUGGGUAAACUAUUUUAGUAUGGUCUCAAAACUUAAGGCGUUCAAUGUCUUACCUUCUAUAAUAACAAUAUGCUUGUAUUUUCUAGUGGGAAGUUCAUAGACAAAGCAGGUUUUCAUCCCAGAGUUUGUUUUGAAAUAUCUUUAAAUUUCAGAGUUUUUCUUACUAGAGUAAGAUUUGAAAAUAAAUUACUAGUUCUUAAUAUUUUUUUAAUAUAAUUGGAGUUGAGUGCCAAAUUUGAUGUUACUUUCAUAAUUAUUUCUUGAGUAUUUUUCACCUUAAGCCUAUCAAAUAUUAUUACCAGAUUGAAUCACUAUUUUACUUGAAAGAAUCCCUCGUGUGAUUGAUCAGAUCAUAAUCUAGCCUUUUAUUCUUUAUUUAAACUUUCAAUUCAUUAGACUGUUAAUUCUCUGAUACAAAUUUCUGCUUUGUUGUAUUUAUUGCCCUUUAUUUCCUUCAUAACUAACUUUCAAUUUUUUAGCUCCUCUUAUUGCUACCUUGACAAGGUUAAUUUGGCUGUUAUUAGUAAUUCAAAUGUUUAAUCACUUGCUGAUAACUUUAUAUGUGUUUACUUUAGGUUUCUCUGUGAUAUUGAAAGUAAAAGUCUAAGAAUAAUGCCUGCUGGUUCUCAGGAUACUUGCCCUAGUUAAAAAUUCUACAAGUUUAAACUAAUUUGACAUAAACAAUCAUUAAAGAAAGUAAAGUUAUUUGGACCCUCCCCAGCCUUUUCUCAGAAACGAAGAACAAAACUCAUUUGCCUCAUUGCUCUAUUUCUUUAUAAGUAGGACUGACACAAACAAACUAAAGAUAUCUGGGCACAACCUGUGGUAUAGUUUAUGCUAAAUAUAAUCUGUUGAUAAAAAGUGAAAUGUUUAUAUAUCAGAGUGAAAUAGCAGUUUUAACACGAUUAGCAUAGGAAAUUUUACAAAUUUUCUU